Leguminivora glycinivorella is the source of this 546-nucleotide messenger RNA. RefSeq lists its product as uncharacterized. Bases 1 to 546 code for a protein of 181 amino acids. The record is from RefSeq and is a predicted model, not a curated record. NCBI's taxonomy places the organism in Eukaryota, Metazoa, Arthropoda, Insecta, Lepidoptera, Tortricidae. The transcript has 5 exons.
AUGGUUGGUAACCAGCUUUCAAACGGGAAGAAAUAUCCGAGAAAAUUACAGUUAGUAGUAGAUAACGCGACAGAAUGCCGCCGUCCACAGCCUCCGUUCGCCAAAAGACGCAUCUGGUUCGCCACCUUCAGCAUUCGCAGACAGAGGAAUACUACCUAUCUUAGCGGACAUCACAAGAUCUUGGAAGACGUGCCUUUUGAAAAUUUCACUGUGGUUAAUAUUGAAUUAGAAGCCUCCGGAAAGGAAAGGAUUAUGGUCCAGUUAGAAAAGCAGAGUUGCCACACUUGGCCCGGUAGACUAUUUCUGGUCCUGGGAAACUUCCAGUAUAAUAAAGGAGACUGUCUAGUAAAAAAGGGGUUCAUCGGGUACGACAGGAUAGACCUGGACAAGAUAUUGCGACAGUACCCGGGCUGGUACAGAACCGGGAAGUUUCUGGAGCGACUGCACCUGGUCUACAAUGGGACUUCAGUUUUCUGCCUGGACCCGGGCAGCGCGGCCAUGCUGCCUCCGGAGCGGCUCGGCGGCGCAGCCAAGGUCCUGCGGUAG